This is a messenger RNA of Moneuplotes crassus, 1129 nucleotides long. Lineage: Eukaryota; Ciliophora; Spirotrichea; Euplotida; Euplotidae. The record is from the annotation of a GenBank genome assembly.
AUUUCAUCAUGGGUUGACAAGGAUCUACUAACCAGGCUAAGAAGUCUACUAAAAAACAGACCAAGGGUAAAGCUACCAAGCAAGGUCAAGUAAUGAAAAACAAAAAUGGGAAGCAACAAGUCAAUCAAAUGAAUGGACAAAAUGAAGAAGUUAAGGUAUCGAACUCAGCUGCUGCAAAGGGAUCGGCUCCAUCGGCUGCUUCAGACUCCUCUGAUAUCGAUAGACUUGUUCAGAAGUAUCUGACUGACAAGGCAUAUCAAGGGUAUCUAAAUAUGAAGCUCUUAUCUCUCCGCCUCUCAGUGGUAGGAAACAAGAAUCUUCUCCAAUCUAUUGCAGGCCUACCUGUAAAUAAAGAUGAUCAACCUAAAAAUGCUCUCAAGGUCCCUCCUAUUAAGGUCUUUAGCUUAUCUGAUAUUGACAGCAGCAACCAGGAUGUAGUCCAAGAAUUUUUGAACAAAAGUUUUCCAGACUCUUUAGAACUCUUAGCCCUCAAGGUGACUGCCUCCAAGUCUUCUCUCGAUAUCGAUUUAUUCCUAACCCAACUGACCAAAGUGAACUCUAACAUAACCCUAUCUCUGAGACUGCACAAAUUUAAAAUCCCGAAGAAAUCCUUCGAAUCCAUAAUAAACUCAUUCUCCCACCUCAGAGAAAUCUGGUUCGGGAGUUCAACCAUCGACUCUGAAGACAUCUCCUUCCACAAAUCCACUAACUUCAAACUUGAAAAACUAGUGUUCCACUACUCAGGAACUCCUGACUGCAGCAACUGGGAAGGCUCCCCUUCCAAAGUAUCCUCUAUUGCCAAGGCUAUCAACGGGUGCACUCUAAAAGACUCCCUUAAAAUCUUCAAAUGCAUAAACAACAAGUUCAAACUAAGCACUCUGCAAGAAAUCUUCGACGAAAACGAACUUUCCCAAAUCCAGAUCGAACAUGAAGACUGGGACAAAGCCGAAGACGACCAGGACAGCAGUGGGGCUGACAGCGCUGAUAGUGAUGAAGAGGCCAGUGAUGACAGUGACGACCAGGAAGUCAGUGACAGUGAUGAUAGUGAAGAGGAUAGUCAAAGCGAUUAAGUACUGCUAAGGAUGUAAUUGUAGAUAGUGACCAUUAUUGAUAAAGAUUUUAUAGCUAU